This is a messenger RNA of Artibeus jamaicensis (Jamaican fruit-eating bat), 1510 nucleotides long. RefSeq names its product branched chain keto acid dehydrogenase E1 subunit beta (gene BCKDHB). The record is from RefSeq and is a predicted model, not a curated record. Bases 43 to 1218 code for a protein of 391 amino acids. Gene Ontology annotation, molecular function: catalytic activity. The transcript has 11 exons. Gene Ontology annotation, biological process: response to nutrient; branched-chain amino acid catabolic process. NCBI's taxonomy places the organism in Eukaryota, Metazoa, Chordata, Mammalia, Chiroptera, Phyllostomidae.
GCUUGCAGCGGCGCAGCUCGCAAAAGCUGGUGGUGAGUGGGGAUGGCUGCCGAAGCUGCUGCUGCGGGCAGGCUGUGGCUCAGUGCGUGUAGAGCAGGGGGACAGUGGCGCAGUCUGUGUAGUGCAGGGCUGCUGCGAGAUUUCCUGCAGCCCGCCUCGGCCGUCGGGGAUGCAGCCCAGAGGCGGCAGUUGGCUCACUUCACUUUUCAGCCGGACCCGGAGCCCCAGAAGUAUGGGCAAACUCAGAAAAUGAAUCUUUUCCAGGCAGUAACAAGUGCCUUGGAUAACUCAUUGGCUAAAGAUCCUACUGCAGUGAUAUUUGGUGAAGAUGUUGCCUUUGGUGGAGUCUUUAGAUGUACUGUUGGCUUGAGAGACAAGUAUGGAAAAGAUAGAGUUUUUAAUACCCCAUUGUGUGAACAAGGAAUCGUUGGAUUUGGGAUUGGAAUCGCAGUCACUGGUGCUACUGCCAUUGCAGAAAUUCAGUUUGCAGAUUAUAUUUUCCCUGCUUUUGAUCAGAUUGUUAAUGAAGCUGCCAAGUAUCGAUACCGCUCUGGGGAUCUUUUUAACUGUGGAAGCCUCACCAUCCGUUCCCCCUGGGGCUGUGUAGGCCAUGGGGCUCUCUAUCAUUCUCAGAGUCCUGAAGCUUUUUUUGCCCACUGUCCAGGAAUCAAGGUGGUGGUGCCCAGAAGCCCUUUCCAGGCCAAGGGACUUCUUUUGUCAUGCAUAGAAGAUAAAAAUCCUUGUAUAUUUUUUGAACCUAAAAUACUUUACAGGGCAGCAGUGGAACUGGUCCCUGUAGAACCGUACAGCAUCCCUCUGUCCCAGGCUGAGAUCAUACAGGAAGGGAGUGAUGUUACUCUCGUUGCCUGGGGCACGCAGGUUCAUGUAAUCCGAGAGGUGGCUUCCAUGGCUCAAGAAAAGCUUGGAGUAUCUUGUGAAGUCAUCGAUCUGCGGACUAUACUACCCUGGGAUGUGGAUACAGUUUGCAAGUCUGUAAUCAAAACAGGACGACUGCUAAUCAGUCACGAGGCUCCCUUGACGGGCGGCUUUGCGUCGGAGAUCAGCUCUACGGUGCAGGAAGAGUGCUUCCUGAACCUGGAGGCCCCUAUAUCAAGAGUGUGUGGGUACGACACCCCGUUUCCUCACAUUUUUGAGCCGUUCUACAUCCCAGACAAAUGGAAGUGCUACGACGCCCUUCGAAAGAUGAUCAACUAUUGACCCCAAAGAAAACCUGGAAGAUCAUGACUAGAUAUGGAAAUAUUUUUCUGAAUUUUUAUAUUGUCUCAGAUUUAUCUCUUCUUGAAAAUAAGAGUUUUUAUGAAAUGAAUUAUGGAUAUUGGCUGAAAAUUAUAAGUUAGUUAUUAUUGUAUUAACACACAUGAAUUGGUUUCCAUUAGAGUGUUUUAGAUUAACUUUUGAAAGUGUUCCAUAUGAUGGUCUUAUAAACUCCAUUUAAUUACAUCUGUAAAUAUUGGGUGUGGGUAGUACUCAAUAAAGCUAAGUCAUACUG